Messenger RNA from Ramularia collo-cygni, 1695 nucleotides. RefSeq names its product related to acyl-CoA synthetase. Gene Ontology annotation, cellular component: cytosol. Bases 1 to 1695 code for a protein of 564 amino acids. The transcript has 3 exons. The record is from RefSeq and is a predicted model, not a curated record. Lineage: Eukaryota; Fungi; Ascomycota; Dothideomycetes; Mycosphaerellales; Mycosphaerellaceae. Gene Ontology annotation, molecular function: acetoacetate-CoA ligase activity.
AUGAGAGAAUCAAACCAGAACUCCCCCGAGCGGUAUACCUGGAAACAACUCCGGGAUAUGGUGGCGCGUUUCAAGGGCGUUUUCGAGCGGGCUCACGUCAUGAAAGGCGAUAUGGUGGUAGUGAUCGGAGGCAACUGUGCGAGAUCCGUUGCUUUGAUGCUUGCGAGCGCUGCUGCGGGUGCAAUGUUUGCGUCAUUCGCUACGGAUGUUGGGGAGAAGGCAUUGAACGACAGGAUUUUGCAGCUUCGACCAAGGCUCAUCAUAGCUGACUUGACCUACUCGUACAACGGCAAACCAUAUGAUAUCACGGACAAAGUGCUGAGAUGCUACGAGGCUGCUCGACGACAAGCUGGCUCGCAGCUUAUUGGGACAAACACCCCUACAGGCUGGCCACCAGUGCAGAGCUUAGACUGCUUGAUAGGAGACGAGACGGAAGCAGACUUGACGUUUACGCAAGUUCCAUUCACAACCUCAUUCGUGGUCAUGUUCUCAUCUGGCACGACAGGAUCUCCCAAAGGGAUUGUGCACAGCCAGGGAGGACUCCUGGUCAAUGGUUUCAAGGAGCACCUCUUGCACAAUGAUUUYCGUCCCGAAGAUGUUCAUUUCCACUACAGCGGGAUUGGAUGGACGCUAUGGAACAUCUCGCUAGGUGCGCUCCUUUGUGGCUCGACUAUGCUUCUUUACGACGGGGCUCCAAGUUUCCCUUCCUAUGAUGGCUUUCUCCGAGCAAUCUUCGCCAACGGUGUGACUGCGUUUGGUGGAGGUCCAAGAUAUUUCUCCGAGCUACAGAAGCGCGGAAUUCGACCGCGCGAUUAUGCAAAGUCGCUGCGGGUUCUUCUGUCGACUGGUGCUUUGUUAMCACCGGGUACUGCUCAGUGGCUAACCGAGGCGUUCGGUCCCGUCCCCCAGAUUGGCUUCUCCGGAGGCACAGAGCUCUGUGGCAGCUUCAUGACGGGAACACUGGCUAUGCCGUGCUAUGCCGGGGAGAUAGCCGUCAAGGCUUUGGGUAUGGACGUGGCCGCCUUCGAUGCCAAUGGCCACAGCUUGCCUGAUGGCGAGGCCGGUGAAUUGGUUUGUCGAAAGCCAUUUCCGAAUAUGCCUCUUACCCUCUGGAACGACCCUGAGAAGACGCGAUAUCGCGCAUCCUACUUCGAUUCAUUUCCAGGAGUCUGGACACACGGCGAUCUUAUCCGUAUAGAUGCCCAGACAAAGGGCAUCUAUGUUCUUGGGAGGAGUGACGGAGUUCUCAACCCUUCAGGCAUUCGCUUCGGUACCUCUGAGCUCUACAACAUCCUCUCCCAGCGCGACUUUUCCACGGAAGUAGUAGACAGCAUCGCAGUCGGCCAGCAACGAGUCACUUCAUCCUACUCGGAUCCCGCAGAGCGGGUGCUCCUGUUUCAGAAACUCUCACGUCCGCAAAGCUUGGCUCCUCUCCGGGCACGCAUCAACAGACGCAUAGCCCAAGACUUGAGCAAGCGGCAUAUCCCGCACUACUAUUUUGUUGUGGAUGAUAUUCCGUAUAACGUCAACGGCAAAAAAAUGGAGAUACAAUUAAAGGCGGUUUGUAAUCGGGGGAAAGAGGCACUUAAUGCGAUGAAGAUCACAAGGGAAGAGAGGAGUGCUUUGGACCAUUUUACCAAGUUUUAUGAUGUUGAGCAGGCGGUGCGUGCGUCGGAAACGAAUGCUAAAUUGUAG